This is a messenger RNA of Halichondria panicea, 921 nucleotides long. Its product is annotated as ecdysteroid-phosphate phosphatase-like. The transcript is spliced from 4 exons. NCBI's taxonomy places the organism in Eukaryota, Metazoa, Porifera, Demospongiae, Suberitida, Halichondriidae. The coding region runs from base 59 to 781 and encodes 240 amino acids. The record is from RefSeq and is a predicted model, not a curated record.
ACGAGCCCAACCCUCUUGUAGCUAAGCUCUGUGGUCAGUGUGGUGACUAAGCAGAAAAAUGGCUAGCCACAGCAACCAGCAAGAGGAACAGAGAGUUUUUGUGAUUCGCCAUGGGGAGAGGAUAGAUCAUGUGGACUACAGCUGGGUUGGUAAGUCUGACCGACCUUAUGAUCCUCCACUGACUGAGCAGGGGGUGAGAGAGGCCAAAGACGCUGGCUGUAUGCUCAAAGAAAGGUCCACACUGGAACUGCAGACCUGUCUACUGAGUUCUCUUUCAAGCAGCAACACAUUGGCAUGGGGUCCCAUUUAUUUUCAGGACAUUGUCAUAAACACUGUGAUAUCCUCUCCAUUUCUGCGCUGUCUACAAACGGCCCAACACAUUUGUGAUGGCCUACAACUCCCUGGAAUAAUGACUUGCAAUGGAAUUGUUGAUGUCCUUACUCCUAGUUUCGGAAUACUUCAGCAGCCUGUGGUACCUGCCGACAAUAUAGCUGAGCUAGGAAUCAAGGUUCUCACCUUCCAUCAGGAGCCUAUACCAACGUUUCCUGAAUACUUCAGAGAUGGAAUGAAAAGGUACAGUGCUGAAAUCAACAAGCUUGCGGAUGAGCACUGGCCCAAAAACAUUGUCAUAGUAACUCACAUGUUUUGUGUAACUCAAGCUAUAGCCUUAACUGGUGAUCAAGUAUCGUUUACGGACUACUGUGGAUAUGUGGAGAUGUCUAGAUCCUCAAAGCAAAAGUAUGACUGGAAAAAAGUGAAAACUUUUGGUAUUGAAGAGUAGACUAGCUUUUAUACAAUGACUAUGCAUGCUUUUUGGUUUUCAUAAUUGCAGUCAGGUCAUGCAUGUGGUUUUAUGUAAUAAUUAUAGACUGUUCAUCGACACAAUUAUUAUACGUGUAGUCAUUGUCGUUACCACCGGUA